Messenger RNA from Actinia tenebrosa (Australian red waratah sea anemone), 2145 nucleotides. RefSeq lists its product as uncharacterized. Gene Ontology annotation, cellular component: endoplasmic reticulum tubular network. The record is from RefSeq and is a predicted model, not a curated record. Gene Ontology annotation, molecular function: metal ion binding. Gene Ontology annotation, biological process: vesicle-mediated transport; protein localization to plasma membrane; endoplasmic reticulum tubular network formation. Lineage: Eukaryota; Metazoa; Cnidaria; Anthozoa; Actiniaria; Actiniidae.
AAUGCCCUCUGUUGCCUCUAGUCUAAAAUUGCCAAAAAUAUCGCGACACAGGGAGCGAACGGUUGAAUGCUUUUUACUCAUUUCUUAAAGCAAUACGUAGUUUAUAUAUUUUAGUUCUAGAAGUUCUCUUUCGUGAAAUAGUUCAAAAUGGCCUCCAAAUGAAUUCAAAACUGAAACAAGAUGGACGCAAAGUUCUAAGCUUGAAAUUUGACAAAGCUCUACAAUAUUGGAUACUGAAAUUCUACUGUUAUUAUUAUCACUAUGUGUGAAGCAAAAGACGAUACAACAGACAAUACAGAACAAAGUCAUGGACUGUUGAGGGAAGACCAGGCAAACCAAAACAACAAUGGCGUGGGGAAGUUCGAUAUUGGAGACUUCGUGCACAACCAAAGAAAAAUUCGGCUUUUGAUUAUGCCGUGGAUCAGAUUCUACCACACUAUUUUUAAUAUAGUUAGUUGGAAAUCCUUCUAUGUAUCUUUGUUUUGGAUGUCAACAAAUUGUUUUAUAGCAGUCAUGUCUCCAAUUUAUUUUGUAAUCUUACCUUUGGCAUACGUCAGCCUGUUGAUGAUCAUAUCUGGAGUAAAGCAAUGGGGUGCACAAGGACAAAAGGAAAAGAAACUAAAGUAUGGCACCAUCAAGAAGAAGGCUGAUGACAAUGACUUGAAUGUAAAAGUUACUGUAGAAAAACAAGCACAUGAAGACAUCAAAGAGUUUAUUAGUUUACUGAUUCAGUUGGAUGCAUUCAAUACUGAGAUUUGUACAUUCUUUGAGAAAUGCCAAAGAAUUUUGAAGUGGGAAGACUUGCAAACUUCAGUAUGUGUACUUUUUGGCCUGCUAUUGGCUAUUCUUGUAUUGUGUUUCAUACCCAUCAGACUCUUAAUAUUGUCUGGGAUUCUUUGUGUAUUUUGUUUAAAUUUUGGAUUUCGACCAGUUGCAAGAAGUAUUUCACUAAUAUUCGGCAAGUACCUCAAAAAGCUGGUUACUUUGCUUGGCAUAAAUGAGUUGUUUCCAUCGAGGGACAUAAGAAGGAUCCCAUCCCAAAGUGCCAAUAGUGAUCUUCAAGAUGAAUGGUUUGAUGCAGCAGAAGACAAAAGUGAUACUGGUAUAUCCAGUGAUGACGAUGGCAGUGACACAAAUGAUGCACAAGGGGAACAGUCCUCAAGUCAAAGAAAACUAGACUCCAAAUCGGUGUUAUCACAAAUUGCAGACUUUCGAAGAAAACAGAAAAAAUUGAACAGUGGGACAUGUUCAUCGUGUGAUGUUCCCUUCUCUAUCUUGAAGAAAAGGCAAUAUUGUCGACAUUGUGGCAAAAGUUUCUGUUCAAGAUGCUGUUCUCACCGUGUUAAAAGAUCUGUAUUUGGAGCUACAGCUCCUGCUGCCUACGAAGAAACUGUAUUGGUCUGUAACACCUGCUAUGACUUGUUAAUGAAGGGGACCCCUGAAGAACAGCCUAGCGGCGCUGCUCGGUGAUAAAGGGUUACAGGGCCCAUAUAAUGCCAAUCCGUGGUUGAGGAACUGAAAAAACUGCGUCGACUUGGCAGUGCAUUCCGCUGGAAAAACUGACUGGUUGAUACAUUACAACCAAUUAAAUUGGUCAUAACCAAUCUCAAUUGGUUGUUUCAACACGAAAAGCAAUUGGUUAUUUUCUUGAACACAAAAAGGUUGGUCGUAACAACCAUCAUACAAAUCGUAGACGGUUGUUUUAACGAAGAAUAAAUGGUUAACACUAAUGUUACCAAAUAAUACAAAUAAUAAGAAGAAAAGCAUGUAAAGCGCUUAUACAAGUCUGUUCUAAGUGCUAAAUUAAAUUACAAAGAAAAAGCUAUUUUAAAUAAAUGAGUUUUAAGAUUAGAUUCAAGAGAAGAUAAAUUAGAAAUAUCUCUAAGUGAAGACGGUAAAGAGUUGCAAAGUUGAAGAGCAGAAAUUUAGAUUACAUAGAGAGUUGACCUAUUAAACCUAGAAUAAAUCAUGGUCAACACUAAAUAAAAUGGGUUAUUACUACCAAUAACAUAGAUGGUUUCAACCUAGAAUAAAUGUUAACACAGUUACCAAAUAAAGAGGGUUAUUACUACCAAUAACAUAGAUGGUUUCAACCUAGAAUAAAUGUUAACACAGUUACUAAAUAAAAUGGAUUAUUACUACCAA